This is a messenger RNA of Calliphora vicina (urban bluebottle blowfly), 1462 nucleotides long. It is a transcript of the gene pasi2, whose product is annotated as Protein pasi2. Lineage: Eukaryota; Metazoa; Arthropoda; Insecta; Diptera; Calliphoridae. The record is from RefSeq and is a predicted model, not a curated record. The transcript has 7 exons. The coding region runs from base 148 to 921 and encodes 257 amino acids.
GUUUUGACACUUGUCAUAAUUAAAGAAAACAUUCCAAUAUAUGUUUUCAUUUACAACAAUUAUUUGUGUUUGUUUUUUUGUUUACUUUAACAAUUCUACAUAAAAUAAAAGCUCAAAUCUACAAGAAAACGUAAAAACGGCAGCAAUAUGAAUUAUGGGCGUAAGACUCCAUCGACAUAUCGAUCAAAUCCCUCUGUGUACUCUCAUACUACGGGAAGAUCAUCUACAAAUCUGCAUACGGUGAAAUCCCGUUCCACGCGUUCGGUGCGUAUACCCUGGUACCAAAGACCCAUUCUAAAGAACAAUCAAUAUAUUGAUAUACAAAAAAAUGCCAUGAUGAUUGGUUUAUUUGCCAUAUUCUUGGCUUUGUUUACUAUUGGUACUGCCAUCUUUGAUAUCUAUUGCUUGGCCAUGGCUGCGCCUGGUUCCACACAUUAUGGUUAUUAUAUUAUAUCAUAUGAAUUUGUGUAUGUAGGCAACAAACAUGUGCGCAACAUGUUGAUGGUUUUUGCUUUAUUUUCCUUAGUAUUGGGUGUUAUAAUACUGUUUACCAGCAUACUACUGGUCGUAGCUUUAAGAAAGGAAUAUGAACGUAAAAUUUUACCUUGGCUGUGGACAUUUGCCAUAUUUACGGUAUGGCGCCUUUUGUCUCUACUGUUCUUUGCCAUUGUCAAUGAUUUGUAUUUUGCCUACAAUGCUGUCAUGGUAUUUAUGUGGUCUGUUUUCAUAUUGUUUUCCAUUUUGGGUUGGUGUGUGGUUUAUUCGCUAUUCCUGGAAUUAGUAGAUCUAACAAAACUGGAAGAUUUGGCCCACUUAAGAAUGGGCACCAUGGCUUCUUUGCAUGCCUCCACUGCCAAUUCCUUAGCCGGUUCACGUCCUACUACACCUCACAGUACUGUCUCUACUAUGCCGGUUGGUUAGAUUUAUAUAGAAUUGCUCAACUAUUGACAUUCUCUACGAAUCUCUUUACAAACAUUGUUUUAUACAUAUGUAUUACUUUCGAAACCGUCCUUUAUUUUUAAUUUUUAUUUUAUCAAUAAUCUUUUUCAAAUACCUUAAUGUAGAAAACAUUCCAUUUAUAUCAUAUUAUUUUGUUUGAAAAUGUUAUGACAUUUAAUUAUGUGUAUUUAGAAGUGCCUUAAUGGAAAAUAAUUCAUCAUUAUUUGUUCUUUACACUGUAGUGUAGUUGAUUAUAAAGCUUACAAAUUGUUUUAAGUACAUUUAUACAUUUUAUAAAACUUUAUAUAUACAUAUAUAUUUAGUAUAUAAGCCGAAAUUUACACCGUCCAUUUUUAUAUAAUACAUAAAAAUAUGUAUUUUUAAAUUUUUUUUCUACUUUAACGAGUGCAAACAUGAAAACCGUAUUUUAAGUUUUUAUUUAAAUAAUUAUUAUCUCAAAUAUUAUUGAAAAUAUUGAACAUAUCAGUCAAUAAAACAAAAUAAGUACUUUUUCCAGUAAUAA